Messenger RNA from Closterium sp. NIES-65, 2097 nucleotides. NCBI's taxonomy places the organism in Eukaryota, Viridiplantae, Streptophyta, Zygnematophyceae, Desmidiales, Closteriaceae. The record is from the annotation of a GenBank genome assembly.
AUGUCCGCUUCCGCCUGUUCCGCCACUCUCCUCCCCGCAGCCCCCCCCCGCUGCGCCAUCCCCCAGUCCUCCGCUUCCGCGUACUCCCCCGUCCCCUCAGCAUCCAAUCGCUGCCGUUCACCUCACGCUCUUAAAAAAAUCAACCGUUCCCCCGCAUUCCACGGCAACCCAGUCCUUCGCCUCAACGCGCCUCGGUUACAUCUAAGAAAUCUCCGGAGCGACUCCCGUAUGUCAACCAACGGCAACGCUUCCGCUGUCGUUAAUAUCAACGUGUCUCUUCUCUCGCCGUCGACCUCCCGCCGCCGUGCUGCGCAGUCUCCGCCUCCACUGCUUGCGGGGCCAACCGCCGCCGUCGGCGGCGGCGGCGGCGGAAGCGGCGGCGUGUGGGCGCGCGCGGGCGCGGAGAGGCGCGGAGGGGAGAGUGCGGAAGACGCGGGGCAGGAUACCCCUUUCCUUAGCGGAAGCGGAAGGGUGCGGCCGGGGAGUGUCGCGGCAUGCGCGGGGAACGACGGGCGGGCGUACGCACCCGUUGACCAGGAGCGCGCGGACAAAGCGGAGAGCGGCGUGCUGGGCCUGCCCUAUGCGUUCAUGCGCUCGGGCUGGCUCGUGUCCCUCGUCUCUCUCGCCGCCACGGCUGCUCUCACCCACCGCGGCAUGCACCUGCUGCUCGCCGCGCGCGCCCUGCAGGAAGACUGGGAGGCGGAGAAACGACAGCAGCAGCAGCAGGCCGGGCUGCUGCUGCCGCAGCAGAAGCAGACGCAGCAGCAGAAGCUGCAGAAGCAGGGGCGGAUGCAGGAGGUAAAGGUAGUAGGAGAUGAUGGAAAGGAGGGUGUGGAGCAGCAGCGGGGAGGUGGAGGAGAGACGGAUUUGCUGCUUGUCAAAGCAAGCACGGAGCCAUCAACACCACCAGCAGCACCGUCAGUACCAGCAGCUGCAAAACCAGCAGACGAAACAGGGCAGGCUACUACCACCACCACCACCAGCAGCAGCACAGCCAUUGCCAGCAGGGUGGGGGGCAAGGUGCGGUCGUACGGGGACCUGGGUGAGCGAGUGUAUGGAGCGGUGGGGCGCGGUGCAGUGGACGCCAUGGUGCUGGUCAGUCAGGGCGGCUUCUGUGCUGUCUUCCUGGUGUUCAUGGGUCACAACGUCGCCAGUGUGCUCUGGGGCUCCACGCUGGAGUCUUCACUCGUCAUUGCCGUUAUUGCCCCCCUCCAGGUCAUGCUGUCGUGGCUGCCGUCCCUCACCCAACUCGCCCCUUUCAGCAUCUUUGCCAACUGUGUCAACCUCUGUGCCUUCUCCCUCGUAAUCUACCACGGCCUCCAUUCCUUCCAAGGCCUCAACUCUCUCUCCGCCUUCACCACCCUCCAAGACGCACCCUUUGCCUUUGGCGUCGCCACCUACGCACUCAACGGCGCAGGCAUGACUCUCUCUGUCGAAUCCUCCAUGCGUGACCGUGCACAGUUCCCCGCCGUACUCGCUACAGGCCUCUCCGUCAUCUCGGUACUAUACGCCGCCGUCGGCACGGCCGGGUAUUUUGGUUUCGGGAACGAGACGAAGGAGAUUGUGACGCUGAAUUUGCCGCCCGGGUGGCAGAGCGUGGCAGUAAAGCUCGGCGUGUGUGUCGCUCUGUUCUUCACUUUCCCAGUCAUGAUGACCCCCGUGCAUGAAAUGGCCGAGCGAUAUCUCUCCUCCUCUCGAGACAUAUACAACAGCUUCCUCUCGCCCUCCGUUGCUCCCUCCCGCCGCCGGCUAUUCGUCUGCUUUGUCCGUUCACUGACAGUGCUUUUCAUUGUGCUGCUAUCGGUGUCGGUGCCGCAUAUUGGCGCAUUCAUCUCCCUUAUAGGCUGCAGCGUUUGCUCCGCGUUAGGGUUUGUCGUUCCCGCUCUGUUUCACAUGAAGGCUGCAAGAGGGAAGUUGGAGAAUUCCGCAGUGGUGGUAGAUUGGUUCCUGGUUGGAUUCGUUGAACAACCGGCCCCGAUGGAGGAUGAGGAGGGGUGCGCGGAGAUCGGCAGAGGUGGGGUGAGAAGAGGGGAGAUGGGAGAAGCGGCGAGGGGAAAUGAGUGUGCUACCACUCCUCCUGAGGAUUCUCGAAACUGA